This is a messenger RNA of Zasmidium cellare ATCC 36951, 1464 nucleotides long. RefSeq lists its product as uncharacterized. Bases 1 to 1464 code for a protein of 487 amino acids. NCBI's taxonomy places the organism in Eukaryota, Fungi, Ascomycota, Dothideomycetes, Mycosphaerellales, Mycosphaerellaceae. The record is from RefSeq and is a predicted model, not a curated record. The transcript has 2 exons.
AUGGACACAACAGAUUACGACGUCGUCAUCGUGGGAGCUGGCAUCUCCGGCAUCUGCUUCGCAUACAGACUUCAAGAACGCAAUCCCCAUCUGCGAUACUGUGUACUAGAGAGUAGAGACGAUAUCGGUGGCACAUGGAGCUUCUUCAAAUACCCAGGCCUCCGAUCAGAUUCAGACCUCCAUACCUUCGGCUUCCCAUGGGCGCCGUGGACGGAAGAAGCGCCGAUCGCACAGGGACCGGCUAUUGUCAGCUACAUGAGGAAGACAAUUGCGGAAGCUGGCAUCGAUAAAUCUAUCAAGCUCAACCACAGAGUUCAGGGCUUGGCUUGGUCUCCUAAGAAGAGGCAGUGGUCGGUCAACACGAACGUCGAGGGUCACGUUGGUGAGAUCAGCGCCAAGUUCGUUCUACUCGGCACGGGCUACUAUGAUUAUGAUGAGGCUCUCCACGCAGCGAUACCAAAUAUCCAAGACUUCCGAGGACAUGUCGUUCAUCCGCAAUUCUGGCCAGAGCAUCUCGAUUACUCGAGCAAGGAUAUCGUCGUCAUCGGCUCUGGGGCAACGGCGAUCACUCUUCUGCCAUCACUGACCAAGACCGCUAAACAUGUUACUAUGUUGCAAAGAUCGCCCAGUUAUAUCAUGUCCGUCCCUGUCAAGGACCAGCUUGAAUCCACGAUUCGUCGCUACCUUCCUCGCAAUUUGGCAGCCACGCUCAUCCGACUAAAAUGGAUCUUCGCCCCAACCCUUUUUCGAGCCUACUGCCUCGCUUUCCCAACCCAAGCUCGGGGAUACAUGCACAAACUCACCCAAGCCGAGAUCGGCCAAGACUGCUCUCUCGACCCAAACUUCACACCAACCUACAACCCCUUCGAUCAAAGGAUGUGCCUCUCCCCCGACGGCGACUUCUAUGGAGCUCUCCGCUCGGGUAAAGCAAGCAUCAAGACCGGCACCAUUGCAACCAUCACAGACAACAGUAUCAUCCUCAACUCCGGCGAGACCCUCCACCCCGACAUAAUCAUAACAGCAACAGGCCUCAAACUCCGUCUCGGCGGCGGUAUACCGAUCACCAUCGACAGCGAACCCUUCCACAUCCCGAACGCCUUCGUCUGGAAAGGCCUCAUGCUCGAAGGCUGUCCAAACCUCGCCUUCUCCUUCGGAUAUUUCGACGCGAGCUGGACGUUGGGCGUGGAUAUGUCUGCUCAACUAGUAUGCAAGAUUGUGAAGCAGAUGGAGAGGGAUGGCGUGGAUGUCAUUGUGCCGGAAAGGAGUGAUGCAGAGAGGAAAGGGAUGGAAGAGAGGAGCUUCCUGCAGCUUUCGAGCACGUAUGUGGAGAAGGGGAGAGCGGCGCUGCCGAAGGUGGGGAAUAUGGGGCCUUGGAAGGCGAGGAGGACGUUUCUUUGGGAGUGGGUGGCGUUGAGGUUUGGGGAUGUGAGGAAGGAGUUAAGGUGGGUUCGAUCCGGACGAUAA